Messenger RNA from Tigriopus californicus, 2493 nucleotides. RefSeq names its product glutamine--fructose-6-phosphate aminotransferase [isomerizing] 2-like. The coding region runs from base 86 to 2308 and encodes 740 amino acids. The record is from RefSeq and is a predicted model, not a curated record. Gene Ontology annotation, molecular function: carbohydrate derivative binding; L-glutamine:D-fructose-6-phosphate transaminase (isomerizing) activity. Lineage: Eukaryota; Metazoa; Arthropoda; Copepoda; Harpacticoida; Harpacticidae. The transcript is spliced from 8 exons. Gene Ontology annotation, biological process: fructose 6-phosphate metabolic process; UDP-N-acetylglucosamine metabolic process; protein N-linked glycosylation.
AUUCGUUACCUCCAUCCGUUUGGAAUAGUUUGUUGAAACUGCUCCUAUUGACUCGUUUCAUUUCUCUUGGACAAAAUCAACCAUCAUGUGUGGAAUCUGCGGCUGUUUCUUUGUUAAUGGCUCCGUGCCCAGUCUAUUCAUCCUUCGUCAACUCCAACAGAGUAUGGCCAAGAUGGAAUACCGUGGCUACGAUUCCUGCGGUGCGGCCAUUCAAGGCCAAGCCAAGGGAGGCUCCCACACCGGGAUCCACCUCUUCAAGGCCGUGGGUAGCCCCUCCGAGGCCUUUUGGCCCGUGGUCGAAAUGGAAUCCGACCGCAUCGACACGGAGUUGGUCAGCUCUGUCCAGGUGGGCAUGGGACACACCCGCUGGGCUACUCACGGUGAGGCGGGCGUUCGCAAUUGCCACCCCCACAUCAGCUCGGACCUGAAGGAAUUUGUGGUGGUGCAUAACGGACAAAUAACCAAUUUUGCUCAAAUCCGAGCCUAUUUGCUGUCCCAGCGCAAUUGGGAGUUUUAUUCGGAGACUGACACCGAGGUCAUCCCGAAACUGGCUUUGUUCUUUUACGAGCAAACUCCCAAUGCCACGUUCUCGGAAAUUGUGGAACAGGUGUGCCAGGUGCUCGAUGGGGCGUACGCCCUCAUUUUCAUGAGCAGCCUGUUUCCCAACGAGGUCGUGGCAACCAAAUGUGGGUCUCCCUUGAUCAUUGGCGUUCAAUCGGAGACCAGAGUGGAAUUGUCGGAUUGCAGAGCUUUCCGCAAACGAUCCGGGUCGACUGAGUAUGCCAAUGCAGUGCGACAAGCGGUGAACAAUUCAGGAAGUUUUGCAUCAAGAUUCCCUAACGUGGAAGAGUUCUUGCUCAACAACGAGACUUCUGCGGCCUAUGAAGACUUGGCCGAGCCCAAGCAAAUUAAAUAUAAACCUAGCAACGACAUCACAUCUGAGGAACCCAAAAUCCAGUAUUACUUUUCCAGUGAUCGACCUGCAUUGGCUGGAUUGACCAGUUACUCCCUCGAUUUGCACGAUUUCGAUAUUGCUCAUGCCCGACCCAAUGGAGAGCUGGCGAUUUCCUACAAACAUCCCGGUUCCAUGGCUGAUCGCCAACUGAAGAUGCAGGAAUUUGAACAAGUCUUGUGCGAGGAAAACUUGUUCUCUUCCAAAACCGAGAAGGAAAUUCACCAGCAACGGGCCACUAUUGAAUCAGCAAUCCGAGGUCGAGUCGAUUUUGAAACCCACGCCGUGAAGUUGGGUGGCAUCCAAGGUCAUCUCGACGAGAUUUGCCGGAGCAGUCGGAUUUACAUGAUUGCUAUGGGCACAUCCACCCAUGCUGCUCUGGCGACCCAGACCAUCCUGACCACGCUCACCAACAAGAGCGUGUCAGUGAUGCAGGCCACCCAAUUCCUGGACAUGGACGAGCCCAUCUCCAAGUCUGAUCUGUGCAUCUUCAUCUCGCAAUCUGGAGAGACCGCAGACAGCAAGCACGCUCUGGAUUAUUGCAAUCAGGCAGGUGCACUCACUUUGGGUAUCACCAAUGUGGUGGGCAGUUCCAUCUGCCAGAACACCUCAUGUGGUAUCCACGUGAAUGCUGGCGUGGAGGUGGGCGUGGCAUCGACCAAGGCUUAUACGUCGCAAUACAUUUGCCUGGUUUUACUAGGCAUUGCGAUUGCGCAAGCCCAUUCCAUCACCGGAAGUCGAGUCAGAGAGAUGUCCAUUGAGAUCAUUGAUGCCCUGAGGGAACUGCCUGGAAAGACGGAAGAGGUGCUCAACCAGAAGGCCAAGAUCCGCCAUCUGGCGCAUCUCAUCCAAGAAAAGCAGGCAACGAUCAAGGAGUCGACAAUGUUCAACCGAGAGCAAUCCAACUCGUUGUACAUCCUUGGUCGUGGGUUCCAGUAUGCGGUGGCAAGAGAGGCAGCCCUGAAGAUCAAGGAGAUUGCCUACAUGCAUGCCGAGGGUCUGUGUGCUUCAGAAUUGAAGCAUGGACCCUUGGCUAUGGUGCAGGACAAUUUCCCUACCAUCCUGUUUGCCCUCAAGGAUAGGUACCAGGAGCAUGCCUUCAAUGCCAUGAAUCAGCUGGUGUCGCGAGGUUGCGUGCCGUUCGUCUUCAUCACUGAAGGAGAUGAACUGGAGUUGGCGCGCAAUUUCAAGUGCAAGGAGAAUGUGCCGUUUCACAUUGCCUUGCCCAAGUCGACGCCCUGCCUUCAGGGGAUCUUGGCCGUGAUCCCAAUGCAAUUGCUGAGCUUAUACCUAGCGCAAGCUCGCGGAUGCAAUGUGGAUCAACCACGGAAUUUGGCCAAAUCCGUCACUGUGUGACUUGGACUGGCCAAUCUUUGCAAAGACGUGGAUGUGUUUGCCUCGGAUGAAAUGUUGUUGUUGCUAGGAAAAUGUUUGUAAAUAAAUUUGUUGUCUAUGAUUAGAAGUGUGCGAAUUUUUGCCUUCCCUCAUUUCAUGUAGUGGUCAUGAUGUUUGAUGCGGUUUUUUUACCAAUGCUUUAAGCU